AUGGAAGAGAAAAGGAUAAUGCAUUAUUGUAGCUCAGACAAAAUUUUGCUUGUGGGAGAGGGAGAUUUUUCCUUCUCACUCUCCUUGGCAAGGGCAUUUGGCUCAGCUGUUAACAUGGUUGCUACCUCUCUAGAUAGUAGAGAGUCUCUAGUUCGCAAGUAUGGAAGUGCAUCAAGUAAAUUGAGUAAACUUGAGGUUCUUGGCUGCACCAUCUUCCACAAUGUGGAUGUUGAGAACAUGUGUCAACACCAUUAUCUCAAGAACAAUAGAUUUGAUCGCAUUAUCUUUAACUUUCCCCAUGCCGGUUUCAUUUUGCGUGAAAUCGAUGAAAUGCAGAUUCGGCUUCACAGAAGAUUAGUGAGUGGAUUUCUAAAAAGUGCUAAAGAAAUGGUGUAUUAUGGAGGAGAAAUUCAUAUUUCCCACAAAACAGCACAUCCAUAUAGUAAAUGGGACAUCAAGGGUCUGGCAAAAAAUGAGGAAUUGGUUUUUAUUGAAGAGGUGGAUUUUCAACAAUCAGAUUAUCCAGGUUAUAGUAACAAGAGAGGUUCUGGCUUGCAAUGCGAUCAGAGUUUUCCUAUUGGAAAGAGUAGUACUUUCAAAUUUAUGAGAGAUAGUUUUUUGAUCAUAUAA
Messenger RNA from Vicia faba (fava bean), 630 nucleotides. The record is from the annotation of a GenBank genome assembly. NCBI's taxonomy places the organism in Eukaryota, Viridiplantae, Streptophyta, Magnoliopsida, Fabales, Fabaceae.